Messenger RNA from Drosophila eugracilis, 442 nucleotides. RefSeq names its product cystatin-like protein. Bases 3 to 362 code for a protein of 119 amino acids. The record is from RefSeq and is a predicted model, not a curated record. The transcript has 3 exons. Gene Ontology annotation, molecular function: cysteine-type endopeptidase inhibitor activity. NCBI's taxonomy places the organism in Eukaryota, Metazoa, Arthropoda, Insecta, Diptera, Drosophilidae.
AAAUGCAGGCGUUGAAAGUGGUUUUUGUAUUGGGAUUGACUCUGUCAGUUACCUUUGCUGUCAUACCCGGUCGCAUAACUCCCCUGCAGGGAGUACAACUUGUAGAGGCUAAGGAGCUUUUGACCAGAACUCUUGAAAAACUGGCAACUGGAGAUGGUCCCAACUACCAAGUUGUCAAAGUGAUUAAGGCAACCACACAAGUAGUGGCAGGCACUCUUAAAAAAUUCGAGGUGAAGCUGUUUAAUGGAUCGGUAACAAGGGAGUGCGAAGUGGGUAUUUGGACUCAUCCCAGGCAAAGCGAAAAUGGAACCGAAAUCACUAUCCAGUGCUCAGGUGAUAAGCUGGUGCAGAUAACCUGGUAAAACGUUAUUGUUUAAAAAUAUCAUAUAAAGCUUAUGGUCGAAUAAAAUUCUUUAAAAAAUCUUAUUUCGAAACAGGAAAA